This is a messenger RNA of Camellia sinensis, 1530 nucleotides long. The record is from RefSeq and is a predicted model, not a curated record. NCBI's taxonomy places the organism in Eukaryota, Viridiplantae, Streptophyta, Magnoliopsida, Ericales, Theaceae.
AUGCAUGGCCAACCCCCCCUUCUCUCCCAAGCUAUCACGGGCGAACCCCUCUUCCUCUACCUAGCAGUAUCGGGAACCGCAGUCAGCGCAGCUCUCCUCAGAGAAGAUGGAUCAAUCCAACGACCGGUCUAUUACAUUAGCCGAGCUCUCAGGGGCGCCGAGCAGAACUACCCCUUGCUGGAAAAACUGUCCCUGGCUUUGGUGAUUGCCUCUAGACGACUCCGCCCAUACUUCCAAGCCCACUCCAUAGUGGUCCUCACCGACCAGCCCCUAAAGAAAGUCAUGCAGCAACCAGAACUCUCAGGUAGACUGAUGCAGUGGUCCGUAGAACUCAGCCAAUUUGACAUCUCUUACCGCCCUCGGACUGCAAUUAAGGGACAGGCUGUAGCAGACUUCAUCAUGGAGUUCACCAAGCCGACCCCGACCGCAACACCUCCGCCCCUACCAACCCCAACAGAGCCAGAAGACCCUCAUUCUUGGACUCUUAAUGUCGACGGGUCGUCCCGAAGAGAAGGAAGCGGCGCCGGCCUCAUCUUCACCUCUCCUGAGGGCGGCUACUUCAAAUGUGCCCUCUGUUUCUUGUUUGAAGCAAGCAACAAUGAAGCCGAGUACGAGGCGUUAAUAGCAGGACUCCACCUCGCCAAGGACAUAGGGGUCAGCCACCUCCGAGUUUUCAGCGACUCCCAACUCGUCGUCGGUCAGAUGACGGGGGACUUUGAUGCCAAGGACGAAACGAUGCGAGCUUACAGAGACCUGGCACUCCCCCUCGUUCGCCUCUUCAAUACCUUCCACAUCAGGCAUAUUCCUCGGGCAGAAAACUCUAAAGCAGACGAGAUGGCUCAGUUGGCUUCUGCUGACCAUCCUACUCUCAGCCAUGAUGUUCGCGUGGAAUAUCUACACCACCCGGCCGUUUCACCCAAUCUACAAGCUAUACAAUACAUUCAAAAUGAACUUAUCCCUUGGGCAUCCGACAUCCUCCUAUUCUUGACCACAGGAGCACUCCCAGAUGACCAGCAGCAGGCUUCCAAAGUCCGAUCCCGAGCGUCCAAUUACGUCAUUGUCGACGAUAUAUUGUACAAACGCGGCUUCUCCCGGCCAUAUCUACGGUGCCUCAAUCCAGCGCAAGCAACUUACGUAAUGCAGGAGAUCCAUGAGGGGAUUUGUGGUAAUCACUCAGGAGGCAGGUCCCUUGCCCAGAAGAUACUCCGUACUAGGUACUUUUGGCCAACUCUCAAUCAGGAUGCGACCGACUUCGUGCUCAAAUGCGAUAAAUGUCAACGCUUCGCCAACAUCCCUCACACCCCUCCUACAGAGUUAAUCACACUCUGCAGCCCUUAUCCGUUUGCCAAGUGGGGGAUCGACCUGAUCCUCUUCUUCAACGCCUUCGUCCAGGGGGGUCUGGGCCACAUCAUCUUCGCCUAUUGUCACACUACUCAGGUCCAAGUGUGGGAACAGCUCUUCAGCUCUGCGCUUGAACAUUUUCCAACCGCUGUUCUAGAACUCGGCCAUUUCGUGCUUAUAGAAGUCUGA